UAUAUCUAUGCGCAAUUCCAUUUGAUGAACGAGAAGCAGUCAGUUACAAGCUUUCGAGCGUGAAGUACGUAUCUCAUUGUCAGAUAAUUUAUCGAGUUAAUAGUGAGCGAUUUCAAUUGUUUCGACGAACAACCUACCAAUCACCAACAUUUUCUUCUUAUAUGACAAAUUUAAAAAAUAGUCAUGAUAGAGCUAUCUACAUUGUUCCUGACUAUUCUUACAGCAGGUAUCUGUUUGUAUUAUUUUGUUCUAAGCAAAUUCUCUCAUUUUGAGCGGCUAAAAGUCCCACAUGUACGACCGAUUCCGUUGCUGGGUAACAUGACGCCCUUUAUAUUUCAACGUGAAUCUUUUGUGGAGCUCAUAUGCAGAGUAUACAAUCUUUUUCCGGAAGCAAAAUAUGUCGGUUUCUACGAUCUUACAAGACCAGUGUACCUGAUUCGCGAUCCAGAAUUGAUCGCCACAAUAGCUAUCAAAAAUUUUGACAACUUUUGUGAUCACCGUAACUUUGUGAGCGACCAGGAGCCAAUGGCCAGUAAAAAUUUAUUCGGUCUGCAGGGCGAUCACUGGCGCGAAAUGCGGAAGCUGCUCAGUCCAGCUUUCACAUCCAGUAAGAUGAAGAUGAUGUUCGGACUCAUAUGCGAAUGUGCCGAGAACUUUACUAAUUCUGUGGUGACACAAUCCGGAAAGAUUGGUAAAACAUAUAAUAUGAAAGACACGCUUUCCAGAUACACCAACGACGUAGUGGCUACAUGCGCUUUCGGCAUUAGUGUGGAUUCGUUUAAAAAUCCAAAUAAUGAAUUCUUCUUACUCGGCAAAAACAACUUUACCUUUGAUGGCCGACUAUCUAUCAUGUUCUUCGUGCAUGCUCACUUCCCGUUGCUCACAAAGCUUCUCAAGUUGAGAAUGUUCAGCGCAAAAAUGGAAAGAUUCUUCAAAGAUGUCGUCAGCAGCACGGUAAAUAUCCGAGAUGAGCAGGGGAUUGUUCGACCAGAUAUGAUUCAACUAAUGAUGGAGACUAGGAAUAAGGACCAAGGACCUAAAUUUGACAUUGAAGAAAUGACUGCUCAGGCGUUCCUUUUUUUCUUUGGUGGAUUUGAUGCUGUGUCGACGGCCGCGUCCUUCCUGGUGCAUCAAGUCGCCACCAAACUUGAUGUUCAGAACAAGCUAAGAAAUGAAAUUGAUCAUGUUCUCAGAGAGACCAAUGGCAAGCCGACUUAUGAAGCUAUCAAUGGUAUGAAGUACUUGGACGCCGUUGUGAAUGAAUCUCUCAGAUUGUAUCCGAUAGCAAGUUUCCUUGAUAGGGUGUGUGUGAAAGAAUUCGAAUUGCCACCGGCGACUUCAGACGGCGAAUCGGUCACGUUGAAGCCCGGAGAUGCUGUAUGGUUUUCAAGUUACGCUUUACAUCGCGACCCCAAAUAUUAUUCGCAGCCGAACAAGUUCGAUCCCGACAGAUUUCUGAACAGCAAUGUGAACAACUCGGUCUACAUACCGUUUGGUGUCGGACCCAGAGUUUGCAUAGGUAACAGAUUUGCUCUACUCCAAUUGAAGAUCAUGUUGUUCUAUCUGCUGUGGCGUUGUGAUGUUGAACCUGAUGCUAAGACCAGAGAUCCCAUAAUACUGGAUAAAAAGGCACAUAUCACAAUGGCGGAAGGAGGUUUCUGGUUGAAGUUGGGAGCAAGAAAAUCGAAAGAUCUUAUAGCACAGUAUUUAUCGAACGAAGUUGAAAACAGAGCUUAAUCAUAUUCAUAAUUCAUAUGCGCAUUUUAACUCUAACAAUAAAAUUAUACUUAGGUUAUUAUUAUAGAGUAGACAUUUUUAUUAUCGAAUGCGCACAAGCUUUUUUUAAUAUAUAAAUAUUUAAUCUAAAGAAAUUAAAGGUACUAAAGAUAAAAAUUUCAAAAAAUUAUUUUGCAUUGAUUUGUUCAUCUCUCCAAUAUUUUAAUAGUCUUACAAUUAGCAUUCUUUUAAUUCCUAAUAGCAUUUAAUUUCUUAAGAAUUUUGAGGAAUUAAAUGACUACCUAUUUUAAGUUAAGAUAUAAAUUGUAAAAUUAUAUAAGUCGCGUCAAAGUGAAUGGAUCAAUUAAUGGAUUAAUCAAUAAUGGUCAAUGGUCAAUGGAUUAAUUAAUAAUUGUCAACUCUUAUCGCUUCGAUUUCUACUUGAAAUAAAUAAAUUGCGCGAAAUAUUUAGUUCCGUAAAUAGCUACCACUUUGAUACGUCAAAAAAUUAAUACGUUUUAAAUAAUAACGUUUUAGAAUUAAUCAUUAACAACGCAUUAAUUAAUUCUUUCAAGUUCAUUUAAUUGUAUGGUGAUAGAUAUAUUGUCAGGUUUUCUCAUCGCAAUAUUUUUCGCAAUAUUAGUUUUAGCGAAUAAAUAAUGUUAAGAGUAUCUUUUAUAUCGCGUUGAAUACCACUCAUUGACAGAAUUUUAAUUAUAAAGCCGGAAAUGCGUGAAAGUCUGUUCUUCUCGGGAGACUUAUCGUUAGAUGUGUAUUUAUAUAUGAAAUUGUGAUUUCUGAAACGCGGAAGUCUAUUUUAUUAUGUUUAUUACAUUUUUUUAUAGUUUUAACCGUGUAAUUUCGAUUUGGAAGGAUCGAGGAAUUAUCAAAGAAAUAAGGAAGGAACAAUCUGUCUAUUUUGAAAAAAAUAUAAAUGUUAAAUAAUUUAUAAAUUA
Messenger RNA from Formica exsecta, 2672 nucleotides. Its product is annotated as cytochrome P450 9e2-like. Bases 184 to 1737 code for a protein of 517 amino acids. Gene Ontology annotation, molecular function: oxidoreductase activity, acting on paired donors, with incorporation or reduction of molecular oxygen; heme binding; monooxygenase activity. The transcript is spliced from 2 exons. Lineage: Eukaryota; Metazoa; Arthropoda; Insecta; Hymenoptera; Formicidae. The record is from RefSeq and is a predicted model, not a curated record.